Molecule: messenger RNA, 1878 nt
Organism: Musa acuminata subsp. malaccensis (wild Malaysian banana)
Lineage: Eukaryota; Viridiplantae; Streptophyta; Magnoliopsida; Zingiberales; Musaceae
Product: transcription factor TGA4
Biological process (GO): regulation of DNA-templated transcription; DNA-templated transcription
Molecular function (GO): DNA-binding transcription factor activity; sequence-specific DNA binding
Source: RefSeq, a predicted model, not a curated record
UAGGAGGUGCAUAUAGAGGAGCUUCUCUCUUCAUUUUCCAUUUAACGUCUCCUUCCCAACUCCCAGCUUUGAUUGCUACUGUCUUCUCUCCAUCUCACUUGAGAUCAGACGCAGCUUGCCUAAACAUGGCAGAGAGAGCACUGAAGUACUUCUAAGCCAUGCAACUUAAUCGAGAUACUCCAAGCCAUAUCAACAAGAAUGUGAGGAAACCAUGAACUUUGGCAAGGAUCAACUGCAGCAGGAUAUGAUGGAGCUUUAUGUUGGCUAUCUGGAAAAUAGCAUACCUCAUCUUGAACAUAGUAGAAGCUCUACAUCUUCAUUUGCAACCUCCAGAAGGAUGGGUAUAUAUGAACCGAACCACCAAAUUGGCAUGUGGGAAGACUCGUUUAAAGCUGAUAGCAGUCAAAAUACAUGUGCAUCAACAAUUGUGGAAACAGACACGAAACUUGAUUAUAUGGCAGAGCUGGAGGAUAUUCCUCGCAAGGAACUAGGACAACCAAAGAAGUAUGGUCAGGAAACAAGCCAUUCUUCAGACAAGGUAUUAAGACGGCUUGCACAGAAUCGAGAGGCUGCUAAGAAAAGUCGUCUGCGGAAAAAGGCUUAUGUUCAACAACUAGAGUCAAGUCGUCUAAAACUGGCCCAGCUAGAGCAGGAGCUUGAACAGGCUAGACAGCAGGCUGUGUACAUUGGUGGGCAUUUACGAGAGACGAAUAUUGGGUUGUCAGGAAGUGUUAAUUCGGGGAUUGCUGCUUUUGAAAUGGAAUAUGGACACUGGGUUGAAGAACAGAAUCGGCAAACUAGUGAUUUAAGAACUGCGCUACAAGCACAUGCAUCUGAUGUUGAGCUUGAAAUGCUUGUGGAGAGCGGAAUAAGACACUAUGACAAUCUUUUCCGAAUAAAAGCAGUCACAGCAAAAUCUGAUGUCUUCUAUCUUAUAUCCGGCAUGUGGAGAACGCCCACAGAAAGGUUUUUUCUCUGGAUUGGCGGAUUUAGGCCAUCAGAGCUUCUAAAGGUAGUCUCAUCACAACUAGACCCUAUGACAGAGCAACAAAAGAGCGCUGUGUCAGGCCUGCGGCAAUCUUCACAACAAGCUGAAGAUGCUCUUUCGCAAGGAUUGGAGAGACUUCAGGAAACUCUUUCUGAAACACUAACAUGUGACCCUUCAGGCACACCUGGUGUCACAAAUUACAUGGAACAGAUGGCAAAUGCCAUGGGAAAGUUGGAGGCUCUUGUAAGCUUUGUGAACCAGGCAGACCUCCUUCGGCAACAGGCCUUGAGGCAGAUGUACAGCAUCCUCACAACCCACCAAGCAGCACGAGGCUUGCUUGCCUUGGGUGACUAUUUCCAACGCCUUCGUGCACUUAGUUCCUUAUGGGCUGCUCGUCCUCAUGAUCCAACUUAGCAAUCUUGAGAUCAAGCACCAUGGUAACUUGAUGUUUCAGCACCAGCCACCAAUCAGCUGGCCGAGGGAAUUGACAUCUGCAAUUUGGUUACCAUCAACCAUCCUGGAGCACUUCUUUCUGGAAUUUAUUCAGCACUCAAACUGGAAAAGGUGCCCUAGUGUAGAUGUUAUGUAAAUAUCUAUUGAAGCUCCAUGUUUUAUGGACAAUGAAGCUGCCUCUGAAGUUUGUCUAUGAGUAUGUCAUACACUUAUUGUUGUAACUCUGUUCUUUAUGAGGACAACAUGUGGGUCAUGUAUUCCAUGCAGAAAAAUCAUAGGCUGCUUUCCAGGAAGCACCAGAAAUGGACAGAUAAUUGCAUGUCAUGUAGUUUGGCAAUGACCCGCAAUGCCUGAUGUAAAGUCUAUAUAUUAUGCAUGAGGUUGUCUUAUAUAGCUUUGCAGACAAUCAACCAAGAAUUAUUGCAAGUUUUGCACUA